Myotis daubentonii (Daubenton's bat) is the source of this 2539-nucleotide messenger RNA. It is a transcript of the gene CCR4, whose product is annotated as C-C motif chemokine receptor 4. Gene Ontology annotation, molecular function: C-C chemokine receptor activity; C-C chemokine binding. Gene Ontology annotation, cellular component: external side of plasma membrane; membrane. The record is from RefSeq and is a predicted model, not a curated record. NCBI's taxonomy places the organism in Eukaryota, Metazoa, Chordata, Mammalia, Chiroptera, Vespertilionidae. Gene Ontology annotation, biological process: calcium-mediated signaling; positive regulation of cytosolic calcium ion concentration; immune response.
GAAAGGAUGUAGAACGAUUGGGGCAAAAUACGAAGCCGGUGUUCUCUGCAUUCAGCCAUGUUUUGAUGUGCUUUUGUUCUUACCAAGCUCUUGUUUGCCCUUCUCCUCAUUAGCUUCCUCUGGUUGGCCUCAGGUCUGCCUUGAGGAGCCUGUCGAUUUGAAAAUGAACGUCACAGGUACAACAGACCCCACCCUCACGGAUGAAAGCAUCUACAGCAUUUACUAUCAUGACGACAAUUUCCCCGAGCCUUGCACCAAAGAAGGCGUCAAGAAAUUUGGGGGUCUCUUCCUGCCUCCUCUCUACACCUUGGUCUUUCUGUUUGGGCUGCUGGGAAACUCCAUGGUGGUUCUGGUCCUGUUCAAGUACAAGCGGCUCAGGUCCAUGACGGAUGUGUACCUGCUCAACCUUGCCAUCUCGGACCUGCUCUUCGUGCUCUCCCUUCCUUUCUGGGCCUACUACGCGGCAGACCAGUGGGUUUUCGGACUAGGUCUCUGCAAGAUUAUUUCCUGGAUCUACCUGGUAGGCUUUUACAGUGGCAUCUUCUUCAUCAUGCUCAUGAGCAUCGAUAGGUACCUGGCGAUCGUGCAUGUGGUGUUUUCCCUGAGAGCCAGGACCGUGACUUACGGGGUCAUCAUCAGCUUGGCCACGUGGUCAGUGGCUGUCUUCGUCUCCCUGCCAGGCCUUCUGUUCAGCACUUGCUACACAGAGCGCAACCAUACCCACUGCAAAACCAAGUACUCGUUCAACUCCACGCAGUGGAAGGUCCUCAGCUCCCUGGAGAUCAACGUUCUAGGCCUGGUGAUCCCCUUGGGGAUCAUGCUGUUUUGCUACUCCAGGAUCAUCAGGACCCUGCAGCACUGCAAGAACGAGAAGAAGAACAAGGCGGUGAAGAUGAUCUUCGCCGUGGUGGUCCUCUUCCUGGGGUUCUGGACGCCGUACAACGUGGUGCUCUUCCUGGAGACGCUGGUGGAGCUGGAGGUGCUCCAGGACUGCACCUUGGAGAGGCACCUGGACUACGCCAUGCAGGCCACAGAGACGCUGGCUUUCGUCCACUGCUGCCUGAACCCGGUCAUCUACUUCUUCCUGGGGGAGAAAUUCCGCAAGUACAUCAUCCAGCUUCUCAAAACCUGCAGGGGCUCUCUCGUGCUCUGCAAACACUGCGGGCUCCUCCAGAAUUACUCCCCCGACGCCCCCAGCUCAUCUUACACGCAGUCCACCAUGGAUCACGAGCUGCACGACGCGCUGUAAACCAUGGAAAUGCACCACCACCACCAAAAAGCAGAGUUAAUAUCCUUCCCAAGUUAAAAGUUUACCUACAAUUGUAUCCUAGGAAGAGUUCCCCGAGCGAGGGUGAGGGGGAAGAUGUACAUCCACUGCAGGAAGUGGGGCUUCUCGCCCUGCGGUCAGCUGUCCUCUUGCCACGUACAAGUUCGAUGCGGCAAGAGUCCACGCGGCCCGCAGCAGGCUAGCCUGCGCGAUCGGUUACCCUGAGGAGAUUUCUGAGCAGUGUUUCAAAGAGAAACAAUAUUGGAAGACAUUCAUUCCCUUCUGACCUGGACAGAUGGGGUUCUCCUGAGGGAAGAGAAGAGAAUUGACUGGUGGCGUAAAUCGCUACUUUCUGCUGAGGGAAAUGGGCUCUUCCAUGAAUUUCUAGCUUUUGCAGAAAAAUAUAGAAAACUUUGACAGGCUGUGCCAGUGUUUUUUUCUGAUAACAUAUCUGAAGCCAGGUAUAUGUGGAAAUGAAUAGCGAAGUAAUGAACGGAGAUCUUGAUUCUUUGAAUGUAAAGGAUUGUCUGUUAGUGGAAGCCGAACUUUUUACGCUGACUCUAAGUAGAAGGAGAUGAAGGCAUUAGCAUGGUCUGAUUUCUAAACAUGAAAUUCAAGGCAAUAAAAAACCCAAACAUACUUGUGGAAAUUCCAAUGUUUUGGUUUAAUUGUAUCAGAUGAACAUCCAAAUUUGAAAAAUAAUACACAGUCCCCGAUACUUUUAUUUGCGGUCAUGUACUUGUUUACAAACAGUGCCUUCAAAACUAAAAACAACAAGGACUACUGAGGUAUGAUGGUGCUUCCUUUGUGCUUUUGAGGUGCCUGCCAUCGAGGGAGGCAAGAAUAAUCAACUAAAAGUUAUUGUUGAUGUGACACCAAAAAUGACUGUCAAAAAACAGUGAAAUUUUGCAAAGUGUCAUCCUCUCUUUUAAAAUAUUAGCCCUGGUUCUUACAUGUUGCAUGACUCAAAAGUUAAGUCAUUUCUUAGGUAAUUUUAAGCAUGUAAUUAGUCAUUUUGCACCAUGAAGAGAAAUCUCUGUUCUUACUCACAGCCUUAAUUAACCACAAUUAUGGAAAGACUUCAACAAAGUCUGGGCAUAAUUGUAAUAUAGGGAUACUUAAAGCCCUUCCAGAAACAAAGGCCUAUCUUGCAAACCAUUCACUGAAUUACGCAGUUCAAACCGCUUCUGUAAGUUGACACAUUAUCGCAUGCUCUGCAUUUAGAAAGAAUGCAUUUCCAGAUGAUUUAUUUUCAGGAAAGUGAUUUGAAAA